Messenger RNA from Trichomycterus rosablanca, 2873 nucleotides. RefSeq names its product nucleolar protein 9 (gene nol9). The record is from RefSeq and is a predicted model, not a curated record. Gene Ontology annotation, molecular function: polynucleotide 5'-hydroxyl-kinase activity. The coding region runs from base 326 to 2479 and encodes 717 amino acids. The transcript has 13 exons. Gene Ontology annotation, cellular component: nucleus. Gene Ontology annotation, biological process: cleavage in ITS2 between 5.8S rRNA and LSU-rRNA of tricistronic rRNA transcript (SSU-rRNA, 5.8S rRNA, LSU-rRNA). Lineage: Eukaryota; Metazoa; Chordata; Actinopteri; Siluriformes; Trichomycteridae.
UAUGUUAUAGUUUGCGUAAAACUGCCAAAUUGUUAUAAAUGUUUAUUACAUGCUUUAUGCAGUAUGUGGACAUGUGUUGAAACUGCUCACAUGGAGUGAAUUCUCUACUGGUUAUUGUGCUAGUACGUAAAUUUAGCCAUAAUUACCUGAGAUUUAUUGCGGGUUUCGGUUAUUUUUGAACGUGAACGUUACUUGUUUUAUUUCGCAUUAAUACGUAUUAAUUCAUGAAUGUUCUGAGCCCAUCAUUUAGAAGUGGCGGCUUCCUAUACAAAGCUGUCCUGUUCUACCAUAAACCAGUGCCAAUGAACGAAUACGAACACUGACAAUGAAGGUGCAUACAGUCUCUUCUCGUUCCAAACACGAGCAGCCAAACUCCACAAAGCGCCAGCCUAAGAACAAGUGGCUCAUCCAUGGCAAAAAAAUCCGCCAGUCAGACCCAUGUCCAAGUUCUACAACAGCAAAGUUUGAGAAUCAGCUGGUUAACAGCCAAAUGACCAAACUGAAACGUUUACAGAAGACCUACACAAAGGCUGCCACGUUAACGUCCGAGGACAGGAAUUUACCUCGGACCAAGGGCAAGACAUUUUCCACACAACUCCCUCCUGUUCAGUCAAACGGAGGGACAAAGCAGCAGGAGGAGAAGGGAAGUGACUCGGAGGACUCUCAGGACUGGAGGUCCUACGCCAAAAGCAUUCUUCAGAACGGUUUGACAGGAGAAGGAAAUUCAGCUCCAGAUCAGACGGAGGAUGAGAUUUAUGAAUACCGUGCCCAGUUUGACAGCGUCAAGAAUCACACAGUGUUAGUCUUGCAGAAAGGCCAGUCGUUGUGUUUUCGAGGAAAAUGUCUAUUGACGUGCUUAAGUGGCCGUGUGGAGGUGCUGGGAUUCACCAUAGAGCAGGGCCAGCAGCCUUACCCACUCUUCUCACCAUCGUCUCACUGUGCCCUCACCAUCAGAGCUUUGGAAGACUGCUCACAUUCUGGCAAGAACAAGAAAGAAAACUGCCAGGAAGCUAAAAACAUCAUCCGCAAGUAUCUCUCCUCAGAGCCUCAGCAGCUAUUAAGCGAAGUGGACAUAAAUUCAUGUGUGUUGCUACUCCAGCCACUUGAUACACGUUUUACACGUUUCGUUGGCAGCUUUAAUGACUUCAGCUAUCUGUUUGGCCUUAACUCGAAAGAGCUGCGUUCUCAAGCCACCGUCUAUAACCCAGCGCUCUCAGCCGUGGGUGUUUUACCCCUCCGGGGUCCCUGUGCACGCGGCCUGGUAGCAUCCGACAGCUAUAAAGAAGCUCUUAACAGCCUGCUCAGUGCCUGGGAAGGUGAUUUUGACCGCUCUCCCAUUAUUCUCGUAUGUGGGGCUAAAAACGUGGGCAAGUCAACUUUUAACCGGCAUCUUAUUAACAGUCUACUGAACCACUCUGGAAGUGUAGAGUAUCUGGAGUGUGAUCUGGGCCAGACUGAGUUUACCCCUCCGGGAUGUCUAUCAUUAAUCACAGUGACGGAACCACUGCUGGGUCCUCCCUUCACACACCAGCGAGAGCCGGAGCACAUGGUGUUUUACGGGCAGUCGGAGUGCCAGGCUGAUUUGGACCGAUACCUGGACUCUCUCAAAUCUCUGUGGAGGCACAACAAUGGAGAGAGUCCAGUUAUCAUCAACACCAUGGGAUGGGUUAAAGGCCAUGGCUUCCAGAUACUGGUGGAUCUCAUCCGCAUCUUCUCUGUAACCCACGUGGUGCAGCUGAGCUACGGCGACACUACUCAGUGCCAUGCCCUCACCCCUGAAUUCCUCCGCUCUGCCCAGGGCUGGCACACGCAUCCUCCAGCCCAGGCUGCUCUUGCAGAGGAACCAUUCAAUCAGCACUCAACAAGGACGCAUGUGCAUAUCGGUGUUCGCUCAGAGUUCGAGGGGGCUGGCAUGUCUGGUGAAAUGCGUCACCAGCGCAGUAAUGUGCUACGCGACCUGGCGCUAUUAGCCUACCUCAGCCAGCUGCAGCCUGAAGAGCCUGGCCCUAUCCUCCCUCUGCACUGCUUUACCCCCUACCAGGUGCCCUACACAAGUCUAGCUCUCAGAGUCACACACUGCGAUGUAUCUCCCAACCACAUCCUGUAUGCCGCCAAUGCCAGUUUAGUAGCACUGUGCUGUUUAAACGAAAAAGUAGCAGGAAGAGGGGGUCCUGUUCUGCUUUCACAAACGCCCAUCUGUAAGUGCGUGGGCUUAGGUGUUAUUAGAGGGGUGGACAUGGCGCGAGGACUCUACUUACUGGUCACUCCAGUGUCUCCUGCAAACCUGAGGAAGGUUAACUGUCUGCUGCUCGGGGAGAUCACUCUGCCUAAAAUCCUUCUCACUGUUCAGCAUGGUGUUGAAACAGAGCUCCCAUAUGUCACCACAGAUUACAGCUACGACAUCACUGGUGCUGGAAAACUCCACAUCUUUAAAGGACUGAUGAGACCCAGUUUUGUAAAAGCUAAAACGAAUAAAUAAGCGUGUGGGUGUGGGUGUGUGUGGGUGUGGGUGUGGAUUCCACCUUGGAUGAACAACAUUUGUAUCUCUGUAUUUCUUUUGCAUCGUCAAAUAAAGAGGCAUUAGCUGUUACAGAAUGUACAGAACAACAGACGUUUUCCUCUCGGAACUGUAUCGCAUCUGGAAACCUGGUGCAUGAUGGGAACUGUGGUUUCUAGACUCCUUUAUGAAACUGUUUGAAAAAGAAGGAUGUUUGAGCACAUGAUGCCUUGAUGCCUCACAAUUAAGUUGACAUUUCUGUUUUAUAUUUCAAUCCAUAUUUUCAUGUCAUUAGUAACAGGUUUGAAUAACGUGUGUUUCAGGUUACAUUCCUGUGCUGUACAGAUUGAAUUAUUAAAACAGCUUUCAUUUAAAU